AAAAAUAGGCUUCGAAAUCGGCAGUAGGCCGUUCCAGCUGUUCUACACAGCAUAUGAGAAAUGGAAGUCCGAUUUCAAGCCAGNCUUUUAACAGUCCAGGAUCAGCCAAGGCUACCAUGGACAUGUUCAGCACCCUCUACGAAAUGGGCUUCAGGGAGAGAGACCUUCUUGACCAGCAGCAGGUCAACAGGGUGAGCCUCAAAACGUUCAAGGAGAGUGUCAAGCCCAAGAUGGUACACAUGGUGCCACCAAACUUCAUCAAUGGGCUUGAGGCAGCCUUUGAGGCGGUUGCCAACCCAAACCCCCGGAAGAGGAAGAACAGCUGGGAUAGCCAAGAAGGAGAUGGGGACGACGGUGAACGUGAUGGCACCAAGGCUGCAUCAGGAAGUGGGACUUCACAGGGUGUGCAGCGUGCCAAGAGGUACAUCCUGGAGAAGUUGUACAAGUUCUUCGAUCCAGUCCUGAAGGACUUCAAUUCAGCAUCCAAGAUCUACUUAAAAGUGACCGAAAAGGAGAUUGAGGACUUCAUGGUUACGCUGGGUGGGCGAGACA
Volvox carteri f. nagariensis is the source of this 552-nucleotide messenger RNA. RefSeq lists its product as uncharacterized. The transcript has 3 exons. Lineage: Eukaryota; Viridiplantae; Chlorophyta; Chlorophyceae; Chlamydomonadales; Volvocaceae. The annotation marks the transcript as partial. The record is from RefSeq and is a predicted model, not a curated record.